AUGAAUGUGGAGGAUAGUAGCAAAUAUCCUGGUGGAGAUGCUUUUGUUAAUGAAGGUUUUCGAAAUUGGAAUAUGAAGUGCAGAAUUCGUAGGCAUGUUGGUGCUAUCAAUAGUGCUCACAAUGAAGCUGAGGAGAAAUAUAAUUUGUUCAUGAAACCUAGGACUUCAAUUCGUGAGUCUAUAGGCUCAAACAGUGCAGAUUUCAAGGCUCAGUAUCUAGCUCGUUUGACAUGGUCACUAAAGUGCAUAAGUUAUCUUUUGCGUCAAGGGUUAGCUUUUCGUGGUCAUAAUGAGGGAAAGGAUUCAAACAAUCAAGGGAACUUCAGGGAACUUUUGGCUUGGCUGGCAGGGAAUUUUGAAGAAGUUAAUAUGGUGGUUCUUGAAAAUGCCCCACACAAUUGCCAGAUGAUUGACCACAAGAUUCAGAAACAACUUAUUGCUGCUUGUGCUCAUGAAACAACCAAAUUUAUUAUAGAGGAACUUGGUGAUGAAUGCUUUGCCAUUCUUGCUGAUGAGUCUAGUGAUGCCUACCAACAGGAACAAUUGUCUCUUUGCUUGCGUUAUGUCAAUAAAAAUGGAGAACCUGUUGAGCGGUUUCUUGGUCUUGUGCAUGUUGAAGAUACUACUUCAUUGACUCUUAAACAAGCAAUUCAGUCGUUACUUAUCAAAUAUCAGUUGCCUUUAUCCAAGAUACGUGGUCAAGGGUAUGAUGGAGCUAGUAAUAUGAAAGGUCAUGUCAAUGGUUUGAAGAAAUUAAUUAUGGAAGAGUCCUCUUCUGCAUAUUAUGUUCAUUGCUUCGCCCAUCAACUUCAGCUAACCCUUGUAGCUGUAGCUAAAGAGAAUAUUGAUUGUCAAUGGUUUUUUGGGCAACUUGCAUAUUUGUUGAAUGUUCUAGACAUGUCUUGCAAGAAAAUCCGCAUGCUUCGCAUAGCUCAAGCUGAAUACAUGAUUGAAGCACUGAAAUUGGGUGAAAUUGAAACUGGCCAAGGAUUGAAUCAAGAGAUGGGCUUAGCAAGACCAGGUGAUACACGUUGGGGAUCUCAUUAUAGAACUGUUAUGCAUGUGAUUCAUUUGUAUCCUUCAAUCAAGAAAGUGCUUUUUAGAGUUGGGAAAGAAGGUAAAGGGGUUGAGGCAUUAGGAGCUCAAACUAUGCUCAGAGUAUUUACCUCAUUUGAGUUUGUUUUUCUGCUCCACAUGAUGAAUGAAAUAUUUGGAUACACAAAUGACUUAUGCAAUGCUUUGCAAAAGAGGGAGCAAGAUAUUGUAAAUGCAAUGGAUCUUCUUGAGCUCACAAAGGUGGAAUUGGAUGUUUUGAGAAGAGAUGCUGGAUGGGAAGAAUUUAUUAAGAAUGUCACUUCUUUCUGUCAGAAGCACAAAGUUAAAGUUGUUGAUAUGGAUGGAAAGUAUAUUCCUAUUCAAAGAUCAGCUAAGUUCUAUAGAGGUGCCACAAAUUACCACAGGUUUCAUGCUGAUAUGUUUUUGGGUGUCAUUGAUAGGCAACUUCAGGAGCUGAAUAGCAGGUUUGAUGAGGUAAACACAGAGCUACUUAGAUGUAUGGCAGCAUUCAAUCCAGCUAAUUCUUUUUCUGCCUUUGAUAAUGAGAAGUUGGUUAAGCUUGCCGGGUUCUAUCCUCAUGACUUUGAUUUUCAAGAGAGGAACCAACUUCGUUUUCAACUACACAACUAUAUUAAUGAUGUGAGGAAUGAUGAGAACUUCAAAAAUUUGAGAAGUCUAGCAGACUUGUCUAUGAUGCUAGUUAAAAGAGAUAUGGUUUCUCGGUAUGACAUUGUGUACAAACUUCUCAAAUUGGUUCUAGUUCUUCCUGUUGCAACUGCUGGUGUUGAGAGGAUUUUUUCUGCAAUGAACACUAUCAAAAACAAGUUAAGAAGCAAGAUGGGACAGGAUUUUUUGAAUAAUUGUUUGACCACAUUCAUUGAAAGGGAAUUCUUCUUGCAAGCGAAGGAUGAGGACAUCAUCAAUUAUUUUCAAGCUAUGAAGGACCGAAAAGUUAACUUGUAAUUUGUCCCAAAUCCUGGGCCCGCCCC
Molecule: messenger RNA, 2045 nt
Organism: Panicum virgatum (switchgrass)
Lineage: Eukaryota; Viridiplantae; Streptophyta; Magnoliopsida; Poales; Poaceae
Product: zinc finger MYM-type protein 1-like
Exons: 3
Coding region: 1-2019 (672 amino acids)
Molecular function (GO): protein dimerization activity
Source: RefSeq, a predicted model, not a curated record